CGCACGCGCCUCUGCGUCCCUCCACCACAGCCCGCCGUCUCUCCUGCCACUUCAGCGCCGCCGCCGAGUGCCUCUUCACUUGACGCCGCCGCCGCCGUCCUCGCUGCGCCCAAGCUGCACGCCCACCCGUCCAGUGUACGCGCUGAGAACUGACCUCUGCGUCUGCUGCAUCCUGUCGCUUACGUCCGUGCCUUCUGGCCGUUCCUUUCUUUCGCUCCUGCCACACACUCGACGCCAUGUCAGCGCCCAGCAAGCGCCCUUACUCGCCGCCGCCGCCGCCGCCGGGCAGAGAUGAGCACCGCCACGUGAGACCGCGCGAGGAGGAGCGCCGAGGCGGCGACCGCAGCUACCGCGCGCGUGAUGAGCCGGACCGCCGCUCGGCAGCCGGCGCAGGAGGGCACAGCAGGGACCGGGACCGCUCUCGCUCCGGCGACUAUCGCUCUGGGCGCUACGAGGAGAGCCGCUCGCGCCAGCACUCGGGCCGUCGCGACGAUCCGCGUGCUCCAGCCGACUACUCUGAUCGCGCGCUGAGCUAUGGUGAGCGCAGAGGCGAGCAGCGCACCGCAGAUGACCACCGCUCCGAGAGGCGCCACGGUAGCGAGCGAGACGCGGCGCGCUCUUCGCGCGAGAGGCAGAACGACUCUGCCUCGCACCACGAUCGGCGGCGCGACGAUCACAGGUCUGUUGACCGAUCUUCGCGGCAUGAGAGCCCUGCGCCACCCCUCAAGUCGGCGAUGAAGAAGCGAGAGCGCACGCCCGAGGCCGAGUUCGAGCUGGAGCCAGACGAGCAGGAGAUGGCGCGCAUCAUCGAGGAGCGCCGCCGCCGCCGUGCCGCCAUCCUGCUCAAGCACACGGGCACAGAGAGCACCGAUCGCAGCACUGCUGCCGGUACGCCAGCGCCCGGCGCGGCGCUGAGUGCAGCCGGCAGCACGGCGGGCAGCGUACGUGGCUCGGUCGAACCUCGCGCACGGACACGCUCCGUGUCGCCGGUCGAGCUCGCGCCGGAACAGGGCGACUUUGCUCUGGCCAAGACCGACGGCACCAUGACGCCUCCGCAGGGCGGAGCAGAGAACAAUAUCUCUGCCGCGGACUACAACCCGGACCUCGACCGGCUCGAGGACGAGGAGCGGGCGCGGCAGCGUGCACAGAAGGGUCAGCCGCAAGGCACUGACGAGCUGGCGGCCGGCACUGGCGAGGCCAAGGAGCGCAUCGAGGGUGACGAGAGCGAGUGGGAGGAGGUCGAGGUGGAGGAGGAUGACGAGGUCGAGGACAUGUUCGCGCUUGGCAGCGACGACGAGGACGCGCCCAAAAAGAAGAAGACGAUCCGCGUGCGCAAGGGCACUGCUCGUCCAGGCGCGGUGAGUCUGCUGUAGUGGCCGACACGCACCAUCUGCUCACACUCUUCCACAGCUCAACGCCGCCGCCGACGCGCCUGCGACGCUGACCGACAACUGGGACG
Molecule: messenger RNA, 1459 nt
Organism: Tilletiopsis washingtonensis
Lineage: Eukaryota; Fungi; Basidiomycota; Exobasidiomycetes; Entylomatales
Exons: 4
Coding region: 237-1373 (378 amino acids)
Source: RefSeq, a predicted model, not a curated record